UGAUGCUCAGACUGAAGCUCCAGACGCAGGUCCAGCUGCCGCGCGGUGCCGCUCUAGCAUCGCCGGUAUUGGCCAACACAGAGCCAAGCGGACACAGCAGCGGUGGAUGUGAGGGGAGCGUUCUAUGAGAAGGCAGUGGAAGCCUUCCUUCGCUCUGACAGACAGGCAUUGGAGGGGGUUGCACAAGGAUCCACCAGACACUGGCAGAACCAUGGCCACUGAAACCAUAUCUGCAUGCACUGGAUCAAGUCUACUGCAGCCCAUAAGCGAGAUUAUCGACCUUCCGUUAGACCAGGUGAACUUUGUGGUGUGUCAGCUGUUUGCGCUGCUCACGGCCUUCUGGUUCCGCCUGUACCUGCACCCCAGUAAGACCAGCCCCUUCAUCCGCCAUGUGGUGGCCACCUUGCUGGGACUCUACUUCGCUCUCUUCUGCUUCGGCUGGUAUGCCUUGCACUUCCUUGUUCAGAGUGGGAUCACCUAUGGCAUCAUGAUCCUCGCUGGAGUGGAGCACAUUCACAAGUACUGCCUGGUGGUUGCCCUGGGCUACCUCAGUUUCUGCCAGAUCACACGUGUCUAUGUCUUUGAUUAUGGGAUGUACUCAGCAGAUUUCACAGGGCCCAUGAUGGUCAUCACACAGAAGAUCACAAGUCUGGCAUUUGAGAUCCAUGAUGGGAUGGCACGCAAAGAGGAGCAGCUCACCCCGAAUCAGAAGGUGCUGGCUAUCAGGAGAAUGCCUAGCCUGCUGGAGUACUUCAGCUACAGCUGUAACUUCAUGGGGAUCCUGGCCGGGCCCACGUGCUCCUACAAUGACUACAUCGCCUUCAUCGAGGGCGCGCCGGGCCGACACCGCCCACUGGAGUCCGGCCGCCAGACCAACCACGAGAAGGGCAGGCCGACCGAGCCCUCGCCAAACAUGGUGGUGGCCCGUAAGCUGGCCACGAGCUGCAUCUCGCUGCUGGUGUUCCUGUCCGUGUGCAAAGUCUGCCCCGUGGAGCUCAACAUCGACGACCACUUUAUCGCCAGCUCGCCCUUCUACGUGCAGGUGGUCUACCUCUACCUGUCCAUGCUGACCACCCGGCCCAAGUACUACUUUGUGUGGACUCUGGCUGAUGCCAUCAACAACGCUGCCGGCUUUGGCUUCAACGGCUACAACAGUGACGGCUCGGCCCGCUGGGACCUCAUUUCCAACCUGAGGAUACUCAACAUCGAGCUUGCUACGAGUUUCAAAAUGUUCUUGGACAACUGGAACAUCCAGACGGCACACUGGCUCAAAAGGGUGUGUUACGAGCGCUGUCCCUACAAUCCCACUGCUGCCACUUUCCUGCUGUCGGCCAUGUGGCACGGAGCCUACCCAGGAUACUACCUCACCUUCCUCACCGGCAUUGUGGUCACACUCGCAGCCCGGGCAGUAAGGCAUAACAUACGGCCUCACUUCCUGGGUUCACCGUCACACAAGCUGGUGUAUGACAUCAUCACGUGGGCGGGGACUCAGAUUGCCAUCUGCUACACCGUGGUGCCCUUCGUUCUACUGUCAGUGGGGCCCUCCCUCAAGUUCUACAGGUCCUGGUACUUCUCUGUCCACAUUGCCUGUGUACUAAUAGCGCUGGCCCUGCCAGUAAAACCUCGACACCUGCGCAUGAAGGAGCAACAGCGUGCAGGUGAGCAGACGCCACCUCAGCAGUAUGGGAACAGCAACAGCAGCCAGGACCAUCAUCAAUACCACCACUACCACCACCACCACAAUAAUCACCAUCAGCAACACCAGCACCCCCCACAGGCCAUAAACAGCAACUGCGUCCAGAAAGACAAAACGUCAUGAGGAUGAUUUGGGGGAAACCUCGUAGACUAUUUCCCUCAUACGUCCCUUGUACUGUUCUCUCUGUGAAAGAGAGGUGGGGGGAUGGACAAAAGGAGUGUGUGUGUGAGAGACAGAGAGAGUGAGAGAGUGUGUGUGUGUGUGUGUGUGUGUGUGUGUGUGUGUGUGUGAGAGAGAGAGACUUUGGACCACUGGACUGAUGCACAAACUCACACACAGCAAAAUAAACACUUUGUUUUGACAAUACAACUUUUCUUUCCUACGUAAGGUCUUAAUGUGACUCUGUUUGCCUGGAAUAAACGUUCCGUUAAUUGUCCAGAUACAGUGGGGGAAAAAGCUUGGAUUAUUGUCAGUGCCAUACAAAUAUUGCCAGUGUACAGCAUUUCGCAAAGCUGCCUUGAGGUCCUUCAGAGGGCCAACACGUUUUUGGUCUUAGUCAGAAUGAUGUGGUGUGUGGACUGCCCAAUGGAAGCUUUCAUAGACUCAUAGAAAAGAGUAUGUUUGAGGAUAUGUGGUGUGUCAGAUUGGCUGCUUUGGGUUCUGAGGGGAGCAUAUGUAUCGCCCUUGAGGAAAUGAGUGAGAGAUUGUGUGUGUGUGUGUGUGUGUGUGUCUGUGUCUGUGUCUGUGUGAGUGUGUUUGUAAUGGGAAAGGGACAUUGAGAUGUAAAUGUUGGUGUCAUCCUGAUUUAGAGACCUGUAUAGGUGUGUACAGGUCUUCUCCACCUGGCUCUGCUGAGAUUAGUUGGGGUUGGUCUGAACUGCAACCAGACUGAGAUAAUCCUGGUGGACUGGACUGGUUAUGAAUUAGACCUCAGCUACAGUAGAUGUUGAUGGGAUCAGCAUUGUGUCUUUCUCUUUUCUUCUCCUCAGCCAAAAAUAUGUCAUUUUCACGUGAAUUUUAAAACGGGGUUCACAGCAACAAUGCUUCUCUCUGUACUGUAUGAUAUGGCCUGUUGCUGUCUUGUGUUGAAUUUUUCAUUACGUUCUCCACAAACUGUAUUCAUGAUUAACCGUUUGGGGUUGCUCACACACAGCAAUGUCUUUUGUAAAAGGCCUCAUCAGCGAAUUUCUACACAGUCACAGUGGCUUAUCACACUGAGUGGACCUUCUCCCUCCAUUCCACAUGGCAAACAGAGAGUACAGAAAUAUCGUUAAUGUAAUUCUACUGUAUGGUGGUUGUUGAGAAAAUUCAGAGAUGUCCAGGAAUUAUCUGUUAAGUGGGCCGAUUCCAGCCUGUGGUGUGGGAAGUCAGGACCAAGUCUGAUAGUGGUUUUGCACACAAAGAAGAGACCAUGGCGUUUCACUUCUAAUGCUCCUGUCCUGACUGUAAGCCACGUAAGACAUUUAAAGACAUGUUUCAAGUAUUGUGGGUCGAUGAAUUUUCAACUUUUAGCCAUUCUGGCAAAAUGUCCAUGUUGGGAAACCUGGAAAAUUUCUUGUUUUUUGUAUUAUAUGAUGUGAUUAAAAAUAAUUUUUGCAACAUGA
Messenger RNA from Sardina pilchardus (European sardine), 3300 nucleotides. It is a transcript of the gene mboat2b, whose product is annotated as membrane bound O-acyltransferase domain containing 2b. Bases 125 to 1819 code for a protein of 564 amino acids. Gene Ontology annotation, cellular component: membrane. Gene Ontology annotation, biological process: lipid modification. Gene Ontology annotation, molecular function: acyltransferase activity. The record is from RefSeq and is a predicted model, not a curated record. The transcript is spliced from 13 exons. Lineage: Eukaryota; Metazoa; Chordata; Actinopteri; Clupeiformes; Clupeidae.